AUUAGAUAUCACCUAGUGCUAUAAAUCUCAACUAACGAAAUAAGUAUUAACAUCAAGCUAAGUACCAGUGACUUUAUAUUUUAGGAGAAAGCUGUUGUAUUUCUCCCAGUGAGUUGCAAGCAUGGCGCGGUUGGAAGAUAUGGUGGAGGCAAGGUUGAGUGUUCUAAGAGGAGUCCAAUCGAGAACGAAUCAGACGUUCACCAUCUUCCGCGUCCCCGCCUUUCUUCGCGAGAGCAGCCGGACCUCCUACGAGCCGCGCUUGGUGUCCAUCGGCCCCUACUACCACGGCGCCGCCGCGCUCCGCGCCAUGGAGGACCACAAGUGGCGCUACCUCCACGACCUGCUGUCUCCGCAAGGACCGCCGGAACCCAACCAUCGCGUUCCACUUCCACCCCUUGUCUCCGGACUCUCCGCAUCCGCCUUGGUUGAGAAGAUGCGGUCUCUCGAGGCCGAGGCGCGCGCCUGCUACAGCGAGCAACCCGUCGACCUCAGCUCCGACGACUUCGUCCAGAUGCUCCUCCUGGACGGAUGCUUCAUCCUCGAGUUCUUCCGUAAGUGGCGCAGAAAUCAGCCCGAUGUGCUAUGCGACGUUGGUUGGGGCCUCACGUUCGUCAUCUCCGAUUUGCUCCUUAUGGAGAAUCAGCUCCCGUUCUUCGUCCUCAAGAAGUUAUAUGUUACCGCCUUUGGCGAACAGGAUGGCCAGGCCGGAAAUAACCUCCUCCAGCUUCUCCUUCAGUACAUCGCCGGCCGUCAAGUUCCAAUCAGAUGGCCGAACGGGCAGGUCAAUCACAUCCUACACCUGUACUACGAGAGCUUCGUGCCCCAGAGCCAGCGGACGCCGCAGCAAGAACAGAGUACCACGGCGCCGCGAGUGCUACCGUGCGCCGUCGAGAUGAGCGAAGCCGGGGUGACUUUCGCCGUGCGGCGGAACUCAGACAACGGCUACGACGUGGUGUUCGACUCCCUUAGGGGCGUCAUGGAGAUACCCACCAUAUUGAUCGACGACGCGAAGACGCCGCUGCUCGCGAACCUGAUCGCGUUCGAGCAGAGCCUGGGCAACGACGAGGCCAUCCUCCUCAGCAGCUACGUGGCGCUGAUGGGCCAGCUCAUCGUCACGGCGCGCGACGUCGCGCUGCUCCGCCGGCGCGGCGUGCUGGAGAACAUGCUGGCCAACGACGACGAUGCCGCCCGGUUCUUCAACCACCUCGGCGACUGUGGCGCCGUCAACCACGACAGCCACGCCUUCGUCGGGCUCUACAAGGACGUGGACCGCUACUGCGGGACAUGGUGGCGGAGGAAGACGGCGGCGCUCCGGCGCGACUACUUCGCCAGCCCGUGGUCGGCCAUCUCCUUCGUCGCCGCCGCAGUCGCCGUCGUGCUCGCAGUUAUGCAGACCUACUUCACCAUGUUUCCAUUGAAAAAAGGGUGAAUUUGGUAAUUAAGCACAAUCACACAGUUGAGAGUUGUAAAAUCUCUACUCCCAUUGUUUCAGGGUAUAAGACAUUUUGACUAUGGUUAAAGUCAAACUGCUUUAAUUUUGAUUAAGUUCGUAGAGAAAAGUAUUACUACAUCCGUCCUCUAAUAUAAGAUAUUUUGAUAUUUUGCUUGCAUUA
This is a messenger RNA of Oryza sativa Japonica Group (Japanese rice), 1613 nucleotides long. Its product is annotated as UPF0481 protein At3g47200. Lineage: Eukaryota; Viridiplantae; Streptophyta; Magnoliopsida; Poales; Poaceae. The record is from RefSeq and is a predicted model, not a curated record.